Messenger RNA from Trematosphaeria pertusa, 1570 nucleotides. Its product is annotated as alpha/beta-hydrolase. NCBI's taxonomy places the organism in Eukaryota, Fungi, Ascomycota, Dothideomycetes, Pleosporales, Trematosphaeriaceae. The coding region runs from base 199 to 1461 and encodes 420 amino acids. The transcript has 3 exons. The record is from RefSeq and is a predicted model, not a curated record.
GCGGGCCGCUGCAUCUACCCUGCUACCGUGAGACACCGGCGCCCACAGAAAACGGCAAUAUAUAUAUUUCGAAAUAACAAGGCAAAGGAAGGUUUCUGAAGGUCUCUACGCUUUUGUUUACGGAGAUUAAACUGCGAGCUAUAUACAGACUUUGAGAGAGGUAUUGAGAGAGUAAGAGAAGGUGUAAAGACUGGCAACAUGGCUGCACCGGGCGGAAAAUACUUUAUCCAAGAGAAGCUGAAGCUGAAGGCGAAGCAUCACGAGAGCUAUGAGAUGCUGUGGGAGACGAAGUGGAAGAAACCUGCCGAAAUGGGCGUCUACCCCUUCAUGUUCGGCACAGCGUCCGACUUCCAACCCGUGGUCGACGAAAUGGUCAAGCGGGGCAUGAAGGAGCCGUAUGAUUGGGACGAGUACGCGAAGAUGUACUUCCCGCAGGCGGAGAAGCUGGCGGGUGUGGCGAGAGAGGCGGAAGGCAAGGGCGAGGUGGAGAAGGCGAGCGAGUAUUAUUUGAGGGCCAGUGCGGUGUAUCGGAUUGCGAGGUUUCCGGCGCCGAGGAGCGAGGUGCAGAGGGAGGCGUGGAAGUUGGGGAAGGAGGUGUGUAUUAAGGGGCUUGGACUGAGACCGCAUCCUGUAAAGGAGGUAAUGGUGCCCCAUAAGCAUCGUACUUCCGGCGAAGGCGAGACGAUCCCUGUAUACUAUCUCCUACCGGAGGGUGCUUCGAAAGAGGCGCCUGUGCCGCUGGUCAUUAUCUUCACCGGUCUGGACGGCUACCGCACCGAGCUCGCUGUCUGGAUGGAGGGCUGGCGGCAAAACGGCGUUGCUACUGUCGUCCUCGAGAUCCCGGGAACGGGAGACUGCCCUGCUGCUCCCUCGGACCCCACUUCUCCUGACCGCCUGUACUCCUCGCUGUUCGACUGGGUAGGCCAGCAGGAGGGCGUCGACCAGAAAAAGGUCGCAAUAUGGGCCUUCAGCACCGGCGGCUUCUACGCCAUCAGGGUAGCGCACACGCACGCCGACAAGCUCGCCGGCGUCGUCGCCCUAGGCGGUGGCUGCCACCACAUGUUCGACCCCGAAUGGCUAGAUCACGUAAACCACCUGGAGUACCCGUUCGACCUUGCGAAUACGUUGGCGUACAAAUUUGGCUACGACAACGACAUUUCCACCUUCAAGCGCGAAGCGUCGUCCAAAUUCUCACUCCUCAACGACGGCACGCUCGACUCCCCUAUGUGCGCGCGGCUGCUGCUCGUCAACGGCACCGAGGAUGAGAUCUUCCCGAUUGAUGACUACUAUGUGGCACUGCAGCAUGGCGCGCCGAAGGAGGCGCGGUUUGUGGACGGCGUUAAGCACAUGGGCGAGCCGGAGAGCUUUUUCAUCAUUCUGAAUUGGCUGUAUAAGUUGUUUGGAAUUGAGGCGAGUGCGGUGAAGCAGAUGCAGACGUUGCCUUUUAAGCCGAAAUAUUAGGAGUCGUUGGGGAUGGGGAACAGAACGGCCGCGGACGAUGAGGCACACGAAAGACGAGAGCUGAAUCUUAGAUGUAAUGAUAUGAUAAAUCCAACGUGAAGGACCGAUG